Macaca mulatta (Rhesus monkey) is the source of this 2252-nucleotide messenger RNA. It is a transcript of the gene ZNF695, whose product is annotated as zinc finger protein 695. Gene Ontology annotation, cellular component: nucleus. NCBI's taxonomy places the organism in Eukaryota, Metazoa, Chordata, Mammalia, Primates, Cercopithecidae. The record is from RefSeq and is a predicted model, not a curated record. Gene Ontology annotation, biological process: regulation of DNA-templated transcription.
GCCAGCGUGAGAACUGUCCAAUCAGGCGUGCAGCCAGAGAGGAAGGGGCGGCCUUGGGGAUCUGGCGGGGCCUUUGUCUCCUUGCGGCUAACGGGGUGCUGGGCUCGCGUUUGCUGCCUUCCGGAGAGUCCCCGUGACCGCUGCAGGCCCUGUCGCCCUGUGGCCUGCAGGUACUGCGAGAUUUAUAGGGAGGCCGGCGGGACACCCAAAAGCUGGGAAAUGGGACUAUUGGCAUUCAGGGAUGUGGCUCUAGAAUUCUCUCCAGAGGAGUGGGAAUGCCUGGACCCUGCCCAGCGGAAUUUGUACAGGGAUGUGAUGUUAGAGAACUACAGAAACCUAUUCUCCCUUGGUCUUGCUAUGUCUAAGCCAGAACUGAUCAUCUAUCUGGAGGCAAGGAAAGAGCCCUGGAAUGUGAACACAGAGAAGACAGCCAAACACUCAGCUUUGUCUUCUUAUCUUACUGAAGACAUUUUGCCAGAGCAGGGUCUGCAAAUUUCAUUCCAAAAAGUGAUGCUGAGAAGAUAUGAAAGGUGUUGUCUUGAGAAAUUACGCUUAAGGAAUGACUGGGAAAUUGUGGGUGAGUGGAAAGGGCAGAAGGCAAGUUAUAAUGGACUUGACUUAUGCUCAGCAACUACUCAUAACAAAAACUUUCAAUGCAAUAAAUGUGUGAAAGGUUUUAGUAAAUUUGCAAGUCUAAAUAAACAUAAGAUAAGCCAUACUGGAGAAAAACCAUUCAAAUGCAAAGAAUGUGGCAAUGUCUCUUGCAUGUCUUUAAUAACAACUCAACAGCAGAGAAUCCAUAUUGGAGAGAACCCCUACCAACGUAAAAAAGGUAGCAAAGCCUUUAAUGAGCGCUCAUACUUUACUGACUAUAAGAGAAUUCAUGUUGGAGAGCAACAUUGCAGAUGUGAAGAAUGUAAUAACGUCUUUAAGUCUUGCUCAAGUCUUGCUAUUAUUGAGAAAAUUCAUACUGAAAAGAAAACCUACAAAUGUGAAGAAUGUGGCAAAGCUUUUAACCUGUGCUCAAUUCUUACUAAACAUAAGAAAAUUCAUACUGGAGAGAAACCAUACAAAUGUGAAGAAUGUGGCAAAUCCUUUAAGUUGUUCCCAUACCUUACUCAACACAAGAGAAUUCAUAGUGGAGAGAAACCCUACAAGUGUGAAGAAUGUGGCAAAGUCUUUAAAUUGUUGUCAUACCUUACUCAACAUAAAAGAAUUCAUACUGGAGAGAAAACCUUCCAAUGUGAAGAAUGUGGAAAAGCCUUUAACCAGAGCUCACAUCUGACUGAACAUAGGAGAAUUCAUACUGGUGAGAAACCAUACAAAUGUCAGGAAUGUGGCAAAGCUUUUACUUGGUUCUCAUACCUUAUUCAGCAUAAGAGAAUUCAUACUGGGCAGAAACCCUACAUAUGUGAGGAAUGUGGCAAAGCUUUUACCUGGUUCUCCUACCUUAAUCAACAUAAGAGAAUUCAUACUGGAGAGAAACCCUACAAAUGUGAUGAAUGCGGCAAAGCUUUUAACUGGUUUUCAUAUCUUACUAAUCAUAAGAGAAUUCAUACUGGAGAGAAACCCUACAAAUGUGAAGAAUGUGGCAAAGCCUUUGGCCAGAGCUCACACCUUUCUAAACAUAAGACAAUUCAUACCAGAGAGAAACCAUACAAGUGUGAGGAAUGUGGCACAGCCUUUAACCACUCUGCACAACUUGCCAUACAUGAGAAAAUUCACACCUGAGAAAAAUCCUACAAAUCUAAACAAUAUGGCAUAGUCUUUAAUACCUAUUCACAACUUCACAGCAGAGUAUUUUUACUGAGUAAGAGUGUUACAAAUGUAAUGAUUGUCAAAAGUCCAUUUACAAACUGUAAGCCUUUGAGUGCACUAAAACGUUUAGGCUAGGAACAAUACAAAUAGAAAAACCGGUUCAACACCUCCACUGAUAUCACAGCUCUUAUUGUACACAGAGGAAUUUAUACUGUAGGGAAACCUUCCAGUUGCUCAAACUUUAUUCAACUUCAAAGACUUUGUAUUGGAGAGAAACCCUACAAUCGUAAUAAAUGCAGAAACAGCAUUUGUUCAAAAAAUAUACCUUAGAAAACACCAGAGUGUUCACACUAAUAACUACUUGACAGAUGCAGUAAAUGUGAAAAAAAUAACUAAUCAAAAAUUACAUCAAAACUCGUCCAAGAAUUGGCCAGGCGCGGUGGCUCAAGCCUGUAAUCCCAGCACUUUGGGAGGCCGAGACGGGCGGAUCACGA